AUGCUACCAUCGAUAAAAAUAGUAGGUUUAGUGUCGCUUGUACUUGGUGCGUCGCUUAUAGCAGGUGUGUAUUUGCAUAAUGCAAAUACUUCUAAAAAAAAGGCUGAAGCCCCAAGGAUAGCUACCAUUAGAAAUUACCGCAAUAAUGCAUAUAAGAACAAGAGUACAGAAGAAUUUAUAAGCCUAAAUAGGCCAGAUAGUGCAGUGUAUAUGCCAAAUAUGGUCAAAUGUGAAGACAGUUAUUCUAAAAUGUAUCCAAAUUCUAGCGAUUCAGACGAUAGAAGGAAUAAUACGGACAUUAACCAAAAGAAGAACAAUGUAUGUUAUGGUGCGAAUGAAAUAUGCAUAGAGAAUGUGCAUCUAUCUAAAUAUGCAACUAAUACAAGAAUUCAGAAUCCACAGUCAAAGGAACCCAACUAUAAUUCUAAAGAUAGAGAAGUACAGCCACAGCCCAAUCUUAGUAUGUCCGAAAUUAUAGAAAAAGCCCGGGCUAUUGCACAAGAACUACGCCAAAAUCAAGAACAAUCCAAUUCUAGUACAACUAGUACACCUAGUACAACUAGUAUACCUAGUGAAUCCAGUGCAUCAAAUGCAUCUAGUACAACUAGCACACCUAGUAUAACAUCAGAUCUACCGCCUAUAUCUACUAAAGCUGAAAAUACUACUAAAACUACAGGUGUAUCCAUACUCCAGCAAGAAGUACAACCGAAUGUCGGUACACCAAAUAAUCCUCCUAUAGAAGAAGAAGAAGAAAGUAGUUUGACCACUAAGAUAAUAAAAUUGGGUUCGGAUCUAAGGGCGAACGGGCUAAUACUAGAUCCAAGUGAGAAUAAUGACGAUUUAAAAGAAGAAAGUGUUGAAGACCCCCCACAGUUAAAUGUGACUAACCCCAUCCCAACAGAUGAAAGAAAUUCUUUUGUUGCCCAACCAGAAAUACUUUAUAUCCGAGAAAAGGGAGAGCCUCCACAUACUAAUGUGAAUUCUUCUGAUUCCCAACCAGAAAUAUUUUCUAACCCAGAAGAGAGACAGCCCCCACCUACUGAUGUGAAUCCUUCUGAUUCCCAACCAGGUACAGUUUUAACCCCAGAAAAGAAACAGCCUCCAGAGACUGAAGAGAAUUCUUCUGGUGGCGAAUCAGAAAUACUUUCUAACUCAGAAGAGAGACAGCUUCCAGAGACUAAUGAGGAGAAUUCUUCUGGUGGCGAAUCAGAAAUACUUUCUAACUCAGAAGAGAGACAGCCCCCAGAGACUAAUGAGGAGAAUAGUGAUUCUACUAGCGUAAAAGCCAAUGCAAAAAAGGCAAAUAUUUCAGUGUCAGACAUUCUAACAAUCCAAAAAGUGUUUACAGAUAAAAGCGGGGCUAAAUGGAACCAUUUACUUCAUGCAGUUGAUUCGCCGAACAAAGAUAGCUUGAAUAUAUCUAUAAACAAGUUUAAUAAGUCAAUGCAGGAUCCAGUUAUGCAUAUGCUGAGAUAUAAUCAGUCAUACAUAGAAAUAGUGAAAGAAGGCGAUGCAUAUCCAAAAACUAUCGAUAUGAAGAAUUUGACGAAUACACUAGGCGAAUGCAUCAAAAAGAUAGAAAACCAAAAUCAUAAUUCUGAUGUACUCAGAAAUAUGAAGUCGAUUGUAUUCCAUACUAUACUCCUUAAUUCACUCUUAGAAACCUCUAGCAAAUCUAUUUUAAAAGAGGGAGAUAUAAUUUUCAACUUAAGAAAAGAGCUUGAUAAUGAAAUAGAGAAUACGGAUAAACAACACAAACAAAACAAAAAUAUCCGGCAACCAUCCAAUUCUCAAGAACUAAAAAAAGAAAAAAUUAAAGCAGUUUUGAAUAAAGCUCAGGAUCAACUGCAGCCGUGGAAGGAAGAAUCUAAAACGCAUGCAGAAGAAAUUGAAAAGAGUGUUAGCGAUUUUAUGGAAGCACAUAAAGAUCUAGGUAAUAUAGAUGAUUUCAACUUAUCUGAAAUAGCUAAUACGCACCAAGACAACCACCCACCAGCUGCAGUAACCCUGCAUAAUAAGACUUCUCCUAAAGAGUUUUUUUUAUGCAAUAUAAAAAAUCUUUUAGUUCCUAAAGAUAAACAAUCAGAAAACAGGAGAAGAGAAGUUAAAACAACUAUUACUUUUGAUGAAAUGAGUACUAGAAGCAAGGAAAAAACCUCAGUUAUAUAUUACUUAUUGAAAGACGCUGAUGAGAAAAGACGUAAACUUUCAAAGAACAUUGGCUUUAUUUUCUUUGAAGAAUGUAGCGGGUUUAUCUCAAGUUGCAACGCUUCCAGCCACGGAGGGUCUACUUUGAAUCUCAGAACAAACAGAUCUCUAUCAGCUUCUAAACGCCACUCUGCCUCUGUUCCUGCACUGAACUCCAUCUCUAAGACUUUGCCCGGUGGCGAGCUAUAUAUACUUUCCCCGAAUAAAAUACUAACAUUCAGUGCAAGUGUGCUCGCCAAUAUAGAGUAUCUUCUAAGCAAGAUUGAAAAGAAUACAGAAGGAAAAGAGACUUGGUGCGAUUCGCAUACAGAGCUCAUUGCAUUGGUUAGAUUUACAAUGUGCAUCUUUGCGAAUGCUUCUCUUGAGCAGUGCAAUCUUUUGGUGAACAAUAGAGUGAACAGCAAUAUGUUUUCUAUUGUAUACAAACUCCUCUUCUACAAAAAUACAGUAAGCUCUGAUAUAGUAGCUAAUUAUGAAAAAACAAUCAAUAAGCAGAAACAUAGCAUUGAGAAAAAUUCUUACUUUGAGCACAAUGGAUUGAAUAAUAGAAAUAUCAACUUAUGGGGUGCAUCAGCUUUAGACUUAGAAAAUGUGGACUACAUUAAAAACAUUUUAACGCGCAAUAAUAGAAAGUAA
Messenger RNA from Nematocida ausubeli, 2844 nucleotides. RefSeq lists its product as uncharacterized. The transcript has a single exon. Bases 1 to 2844 code for a protein of 947 amino acids. NCBI's taxonomy places the organism in Eukaryota, Fungi, Microsporidia. The record is from RefSeq and is a predicted model, not a curated record.